AUGACCCAGCACCAGGAGCAGCGGCGCCUGACGGUGCAGUUCGGUAGGGAGUCGGCAGAGGUGGUGGUCGCGGCGGACGGCACUCUGCAGCAACUAGCCACCGCGCUCGCCGACCGCUUCUCGGUGGCCCCCCACACCAUCAAGCUGCUGGUGCCGGGCAGCAAGGGCGCUCUGCGGCUGGGAGAGGAUCAGGCGGGGGUGACGGUGCAGGAGGCAGGCCUGCGCGAUGGCGCCCGCGUCAAGAUGCUGGCCAGCCGGCAGGCGGACGUGGAGGCGGUGCAAGCGGCGCGGGAGGACGGCAGGAUGGCAUCAUUUGAGCAAGAGCUGCGGCGGGAGCUGCGGCGGGUGGGGGCAGCGCCAGCGGCCAAGGGCCCGCCCGCAGGGCCUCACACCUUCCAGCGGUACGAGGCCUGGCAGCGGUCGGGGCUCACACCCCCGCCAUCCGAGGCGCUCAAGCUGCUGCACAGGCUGGCCGCGGAUCCCGGCAUUGUGGGGGUGAUGGGCAAGCACAAGUGGACGGUGGGCCUGCUCAGCGAGAUGCCCCCCGAGGGCAAGGUGGGGGUGAGCCCUGUGUGCAUCCUGGGCGUCAACAUCAACCGAGGCCAGGAGAUCAGCCUGCGCCUGCGCACAGACGACCUGCAUGGGUUCCGCCGGUACGACCGGAUCAGGGAGACGCUGCUGCAUGAGCUGGCCCACAUGGUGUGGGGCGAGCACGACGACAACUUCAAGGAGCUCAACUCGCAGCUGCGGCGAGAGUGCGACGCAUUUGACUGGCGCGGAGCGGCAGCACUCAGCUUGGCAGGCCCCGCCUUUGAGGGCACUGUCGACUACCACCUGCCUCCUGAGCAGCAGACAGUGAUGCAGCAGACAGCGGCCGCCAGCGGGAAGAAGCUGGGCGGUGGCACGGUGCCGGCGGCAGAUGCGCGGCAGGCGGCGGCCGAGGCCGCGCUGCGUCGAGCAAAAGGCGGAGCAGCAGAGGCGGCGGUCGGCCCAAGCAGCACCUCGCAGCCGGCACCACAACAGCUGCCGCAGCAGCACUACACCAAGGGCCAGAUCGUGAUGUACCGCCAGCGGGACGGAACCUGGACGCAGGCCAAGAUCGCAGCCGUCGACUCCUCUGUGCUGCCAUACUCUUAUGGCAUAGAGAUCGAGGGGCACUACCGCGAGACCGAGGCGUCCCGCCUGGCGCCGCUGGCCGAGCCGGCCGACGGCACGGCGGCGGUGGAGGGGCUGGGCCACCGGGACGCUGCCACCGAGGCCAAGGAGGCGGCGGUGCGGGGCAUGGAGCGGUAG
Chlorella variabilis is the source of this 1293-nucleotide messenger RNA. RefSeq lists its product as hypothetical. Lineage: Eukaryota; Viridiplantae; Chlorophyta; Trebouxiophyceae; Chlorellales; Chlorellaceae. The coding region runs from base 1 to 1293 and encodes 430 amino acids. The transcript has 8 exons. The record is from RefSeq and is a predicted model, not a curated record.